CCUAUCGCCUAUCUAUCCUAAUACAUGAUCGAAGUCUCAGACCGGACAUAUGACGUUUGACGUUUAAAGAUUAAUAAUUUAAGUCAACCGUCACUAUUUCAAUUUUUAUAAAAAACGUACUUUUAUCAAAGCUUUUUACUCCAAAAAUAAUUACUUUAAAUUGUGUUUUUAAAUGAUAUACUUAAAAUCAUUCUAUUCUUUCUAAGGAUUUAAUUUUUGUAGGUUUAAAAACUAUUCGAACUUUAUGUUCGUUUUAAAAUAAUGAGAAUAUAAAGGUUAAUUACGAGAAGAAAUGGCAAACAUUUUUCCUUUUAAUAAAAAUAAAUCCAUGGUUGGUGAAGAUGGUGUUGUAUGGACAAACCAAAUAGUUAAUCAAACCAGAAGUCCUUUAAAUUUUUCGAAUACUGAUGAUAGUUUAAACGAUACAUAUGCAACAGCAGUGGAUGAAAAUGAAAGUCAAUAUUUAUCAGUGUUGGAAUCACCUGUUCCACAUGAUAAUACUUCAGAUGAAAUGCAUAAUUUAACUUUGAGUAAUCAAAAACUAAUAAUUCAGGAUAGUGUUGAGUUGGAUGAUGAAACUGAACAUGAAAAUAAUUUUACAUUGACCGGUAAUGCAGAACAACAAGUUGUUAUUUUUAAUGUUGAAGGAUGUGAUGAAAUUUAUGGAAUUCAGCUUGCCGAGGAUGAUGAAGGAAACAUUCAUAAAUAUCAGUUUCAAUUUAGGAAAACUGAUGAUGGUCAACUUGAGGCAAUGCCAGAAACUGUUCAAUUGUUGCCUAAUGAAGAAGAACAGGAAGAUGAUGUGGAAUCUACCAAGGAACUUACAGAUAACACAGAAAACCAAAUAAUUGAAGAGAUUUUUGAAACUCCGAUUUAUUUAGAAGAAAAUAUAGAACAUGUAGAAAGUGACACUCAUUUACUUUUACACGAAAGUGAAGAAAAUGUCGAGGAAAAUGUCCUAGAAAAUAUUUAUGAAGAAGAAAAUGUGUCUUCGGAAGCUGUUGAUAACAAUUCUAUGAUGGUUUUUAUAAAACGAGAAGGAAUUGCAAAUAAAACACAAGAUGCGAACUUGGAUGAACAAAUGUUGGAGGAGGAGGAGGAAGAUGAAGAAACCGUUAUUAAUACAAAAAGAGAACUAGAACACAUAAAUAUAAAAGAAGAAUUAUUGUUAGAUAAAAAUGAAAAAUACCAAGAAAAUGAAUGUGAAUUGGAAUCUCAUGAAAGCACAGUUUUAGAAAAUCUAAAUGAAGAUUGUAUAUCUGAAGCUGAUUCAUACAACACUGAAGAAAUUCAUAAUGAAAAUGAAGAAACAAUAAUAACUUACCAGCAUUUUGAUGCACAAGAUAUGGAGGAUUAUGAUGAUACAGAAACUCUAGAUUCUCAUCCAAUCCAGAUUGAGAAAGAUCAGUACAAUGAAGUUUUUAUUGAAGAAAAAUAUCCUGAUGAUCAAGAAAUUCAACAAGAUAAAAGUGACAGAGCUACUAAUAAUGUACUUAUUGUUGAAAAAGGAUCAAUAACGCCAGAAAUUGGAGAUUAUGAAAUUGUUGAAGGGCUUCCUGUUACAGCUGACGGCGAAAUUAAUGAAGAUACUUCAAACUAUUACCAGGAACCUGAAGUUUUAUACACAGAACCCGAUCAAUUUGCAGAAAUGCAUACAAAAGAAAAAUCGUUACAAAAAACUACGAAUAUCCUUAAACAACCUACGAACGUGAAUAAAACCACCAGUACUAAAAAGAAGAUCCUCUAUUACACGGUGUCCAAUACAGAUCAAAAAGAAAAUCUAAAUUCUCUCUCAAAUCCUCGCAGUUUAUUGAAAAACAAUUUGGAAAAAUUGGCCAACGACGAGAAUCUGAAAAGAAUUCAAAGAGAAAAAUUGCUUGAGAGACGUUACGCUCGCAGCAAAGAAGCCAUACAGGCCAAGAUGUUUCACAAUUUCAUAAAUAGAACGACCAUUCCUCAAGCUCCAAUCCGACAAACCCGACUACCAAGAAAACAAGAAAUAAAACCAGUGGAUGCCAGAAGGAACGAGGAAAUCAUCGUAAAGGAAGUGAUGGUGUCGUCUAAAGGUUUCAUAGAAAGCGUCAGUGAAAGGUUGAAGAGUUUAGACAAAUUAGAGGUUACUAGUAUAGUAGAACUAAGCGAUUCCGACGAAGACUACGGCCCCAAAAACGGGACCAAAAAGAAAAAGAAACUCAAAAAGACUAAAAUAACCAACAAUGACACUUCAGAUAACUCUGAUGGUGGUAGCAUCAUAGAAAUUAUACAAUCAGAUGACGAACUUGAAAAUGUUGAAAGUGUGAAAUAUAUUCGCGGCAGGACCAAAAAAUACGUUGAAGAUAAAUUAAAAAGGAUAAGAGGUAGACCGACGAAAAGUGGAGACGAAGGUUCUCCACAAAAAAAGAGCCGCACAGAAGAAUCCAGUGAAGUUGAAAGCGAUAACGGGAAGAAAGAAAUCACCUGUCCGCAUUGCCCAAAGACGUUUCCCAGUCAGAACAGCCUUUCUACACACAUACAACAUCACAAUCUAGAAAAUAGUUUACAUAGUUGUAAGAAAAUUCCUCCCACAGAGUACAAAUACAAGUGUGAUAACUGUAAUGAAUCUUUUAAGAAUAGCAUUUUAUUAAAACGACAUAUUUGUAAAUUUCAACAAUCGAAACACUUGUGCAAUGUUUGUUCUAAAUCUUUCAAAGAUGUAGUCUUAUUUAAUAUCCACAAGAAAACCCACGUUAAAGAAAACUUAGUAAAAGCGACCAAUACUGUCACCAUAUCUCCGAAGAAAUUUUUACCUAGACCAUCGACCAGUGCAUUCAAGGCGCCCGUUAAUCCGAAACCGUCCUUCAAAUGCAAGGAAUGCUCGAAAGUUUGCUCGACUCAAAAUUUACUGUUAAUUCAUGAGAAAACUCAUAAGAAAUUUGAUUGUAACAAUUGUAAUAUGACAUUCCCUUCCAAACUGUUAUUGGACUCUCACGUGAGGAUAAGAUGUGUGAAGAAAGUAGCUCCUACUCCUAAGGACAAGAGGUUGUCAUUUAAAAUUAGAAGGUCCUAUGUCCACUCUCCACGAACUUUAAAAAAAUCCGUAUCGAGACAAAGUAAUAUAAUCCCGACUAACGCUGGGAGUAAAUCGAGUACAAAUAUCAAUAAACCUAUGGACACCCUAGAUGUACCGAGUACAAGUAACAAUAAUUCUGUAUUGAAUACGAGCAAAAUGUCAAGCAGCAUCAACCAGGGGCUAAAUACGAGUAGUAUGAUUAGAACUGUGGAUGUUGAAGUCCGGUGCGAUUCUUGCCCAAAGAAAUUUCGUAGUUUGACGACCAUGUUCAAACACAAAGUUAAGGAUCAUGGUCUUUCUACACCAGACAAGAAAGUUUUUGAACCUCCUAAGAGAUUACUGCAUAAACCGCUUAACGUGCACGGAGGUAUACCAGCUCCUCCCGGCGUAAACAAAGCUUUUCAAGAACUAAGGAGGAAAUUAUUAUCAUACUCUGAUGAGUCUGAGGAGUCCAAGAAACAAUAGAUUUAUUGUACUCCGUUUUCUAACUAACUUUCAAAAAUGCCAUGCAACUUUUAUAAAAUUAUAAUUUUUUUACUUUUUCGUUGUGCAGAAUUGGAAUAUUUUAUCUAUUUCGAUACCAGUGAACUUGAAAAAUGAGCAGUCAUAUAAACAAAACAUUGUUUCAAUGACAUGAUUUAUAUAAAAACAUUUUAAUGAAAUUAAUUAUUUUAUUAUAGUUUUUUCCUUUCCACUAAUACUUUAAAUUGAUUUAAAUAUAUUGAUUAUUAUUAUUAUUAUUAUUAUUAUAAUGGACAUCAUGAAAAUUAUAUCUUAUUAUUUCAUUGUUAAUUUGUAAUUUAUUUUUAAUUUCUAAAAUAUUUACGCAAUUUAUGGACGUUAGUUAGUUCUAUUACAAUAAAUGCUCAAACAGCUUAUAUGUAAAACCAAUUUUUUUUAUCAACUGAAUCUUGGAUAGCCGGGCUUUAUAUACCAUGGUCUGUGCCAUAAUGAUUGAUUAUGAUCCAAAUUAUAUUCUGGCGUAAAUUAAUUAAAAAGUUAUAAACAAUAUUAUCAUAAGUAGAACCCCUGUGCCUUAGGCAUUAUGAGUGUGUUUAUGGUAACCAUAUCGAAGAUAUAAUAAAAUAAACCAAUAAUAAGCAAAUAGAAAAUAAAGUAUUUUUGUUAUUAAUUAACACUGAUUUUCAUCACGUAAAGACCAAAUCAACGUUUAAAGUUUGUAUAUAGAUUUACAUCAUUCAUUGUCAAAAGAGUAUUUUUGUUGGUAUUUUUCAAAUAUUGAUUCAAACUUUAUUCAUGUAUUUUUUCAUUAAAAUACAGUAAAUAGCCAUUAAAAUACUGUCCGAAAAGGAGUUGUCAUUUUGACAUUGAAAAUGAUAUCUAUAAUAUGUCAAUUUGAUACGCCAGAAUAUAAAACUGUACAAUAUCCCUUAAUCCCUGAUACUACAUCAUCAAAUAAUACUAAAUAGUAAAAUCACAGAGUUGUAUAUAAGAUUGCAUUCUGCUAUGCAGACUAAUAGAAAUAUAUUAUAAUAUUGGUACUUUACAUUUUUAAGUAAUUUAUGGCAAUAGUUUUAUAAAUUUUUUAAUUGUACUGAAUGAAUAAUAGUAAUACAUUUGUAGACAUUUU
This is a messenger RNA of Psylliodes chrysocephalus, 4640 nucleotides long. NCBI's taxonomy places the organism in Eukaryota, Metazoa, Arthropoda, Insecta, Coleoptera, Chrysomelidae. The record is from the annotation of a GenBank genome assembly.